Messenger RNA from Monascus purpureus, 1237 nucleotides. Lineage: Eukaryota; Fungi; Ascomycota; Eurotiomycetes; Eurotiales; Aspergillaceae. The record is from the annotation of a GenBank genome assembly.
UGUUGAUCUUCCAGAUUGGAUGCAUGCUCAACCUCUACUCCUCUAAGGAGACAUUUGCUCAUUACUUCCAGUAUUAUCUUGACAAUACAAGCUACAGGUUUCCCCUCUCCAGCUAUUUAUUGAAUGGCAAUGGCUUGUCUGCGCAUCAGUCCGCGCCAGCUUUCGCGGCCAGCAUUACACAUUCGACGCUUGGCACAGCACUAUCGGUUCUAUUCUUCCUCGAAAUCCGACAUUGCGAGCAUCACGGACAUCAAAGCCAUUCUUUCAAAACCCAGUUGGUCCGUCAGAUCUUUACUCCCCGAUGAAACCACGAAAUCGCCACCAGCAGUCACGCCCGAGCAGCUCCACCAUCUCCUCCGUCUGUCCGCUCUUCCACAGCCUGCAAGCAAAGAAGAAGAAAAGGCCAUGAUUGACACUCUCGAGUCCCAGAUCCACUUUGUGAAAGAAAUCCAGCGCGUUGAUGCCAGUGGUGUAGAGCCGCUUCAAAGUAUCCGCGACGAAACGCCGGAGGCAGUGAAGGAGAACACAAUCGGAUUGGAUCGCCUCAAAGAGGCUAUGUCCAAAGAGCGGGUUAUUGGACGGCGAAAGAGAGUACAGCGCAUUCAGGCGGAGAAGAAUGAGCAUCCAGAUGGUGACGCCUGGGAUGGCAAUGCUCUGGGUUACGCAUCGAAAACGAAGGGAAGGUUCUUUGUCGUCGAGUCGGGCAAUUGAUAUCCUCCUCUCUGGAUUUGGGGAAAGUCAAUUUCUAUUCCCCUCUAUGUCACCAACGCUUUUCUAAGGUCGAAUCCGAAACGGCCGUACUAGUACAUACCAACUUGGAUUACAAUGCUGCAUGCUUUGGAACCAAAGCUUGCCAUUUUGGUUCGGAUCAUAUAAUGAACUGCACUUCCUUUCCAGCCUACCUGUUUAAUGGAACGAAAGGUACGGCUCUAUGUUUCUGUUCUGGUCUUGAACUAGGAUCCCAUCUUUCUAGGUUCAGUGGCUUUGAGCUACCUAGAAUCGCAGCUAGGGAACUCGUGCUUUCAAUACGGGUUUCUAAAACGGGAAGGCCCAACAAUCGAGAAGUGAAGAUAGAAUGGUGAUUAUUGGGGUCAAUUAAACCCUUUCAGGUCAUAUCGGGAAAAUCAACCUCCCUCAUUUGUACACGCAAAGUACUAUAAGAUAACCCCAUUUCCUUGGGGCCAUAAGCCAAUGUAAAUAGAAUAGCCCAUGGCAGAAAAGAAUACUGAUACAUAAC